Fusarium keratoplasticum is the source of this 1710-nucleotide messenger RNA. Its product is annotated as Zn(2)-C6 fungal-type domain-containing protein. Gene Ontology annotation, biological process: DNA-templated transcription; regulation of DNA-templated transcription. The transcript is spliced from 4 exons. Bases 1 to 1710 code for a protein of 569 amino acids. The record is from RefSeq and is a predicted model, not a curated record. Lineage: Eukaryota; Fungi; Ascomycota; Sordariomycetes; Hypocreales; Nectriaceae. Gene Ontology annotation, molecular function: zinc ion binding; DNA-binding transcription factor activity, RNA polymerase II-specific; DNA binding.
AUGACUGGAAGACCUCGUCAAGUAUGCGACAACUGUCGGUUCCGCAAGGUCAAGUGCGACCGCGGCCUGCCAUGCAAGAACUGCAGCCUCGGAGAUUUGCGCUGUCAGUAUCGACAUCAUAUUCGGCGGAGGGGACCGAAGGAAGGCCAAGGUCGGCGACAGGCGCAGCUUAGACAGGGGCUGGCUUUUGAGCAGAGCCCCUUUCGGAUUGUUUCUCCGGAAUCGCUCCGAGUUGUGAGCAGUGACGAUGGACAACAGGUUGAGCAGUCACAGCUGUCGACACCAUCUCAGAGCCCCGAAGCUGUGAUGCUGGUUGAGUUCUCCCUGUCGCUUGUUGCUCACAUACAGCUGUUUCUCAAACUCAUGUUUCCAAUAAUGCCCGUCAUCGAUGGAGACGAACUUCUCUCAGAUGCGACUCGACUAGACCAAUUACCACCACCACGAUAUGCAUUGGUCCUCGCUCUUUGCGCCGCAACACGAAUGCAAUUGGCCAUAGACAAGGCGAAAGAUGGCUACGGAAGAGGACUAGAGGAAAACAUCCCACCGGAGCCACACCUUACUGGAGAAUCGCUACUCGCAAUCGCUGAGCAUGCACUCCGACAAGUCAGUGUUAUCGACGACACCAGCCUCGAUUCCAUUUUGGCUUCAUUCUUUUUAUUCGCGUGCUACGAAAACCACUACAGUAUUCGACAUGCUUGGUUCUAUCUCAACCAGAGCAUCACUCUCGCUCAGUCACUUAAUCUCACCCGCGAAGCCGGUUAUCAAGACUUAUCUCCAGCGGAUCGGGAGAAGAGGCGACGGUUAUUCUGGCUUCUAUUUGUGACAGAAAGGACAUUCGCCCUCCAACAUCGGAGAUCAGUCAUGCUACGAAGCUACAUCACAAAACCUCAAGUGAUUGACUCGGAAUGUCCCGUCGUGAUGCACGACUUCCUUAACCACAUCCGCCUCUUUGAAUCAUUACCCUGGUCUCUCUAUGAAUGGCACCCAGACAAUGAAGAUCACCAACCCAAAGACUUACAGCUUGUCCCCAGUAUCAACAACAAGCUCUGUACAGUUCAGCCGAACGAAUCGGUGAUUGAGAGUCAACGGUUCGAUACGCUCAUUACACAGCAAUGGCUUCGAAUAUCCAUGUGGCGUCUGGCUUUUGGUAACAAGCCUUCUUCGGCAUGCAAGUUUGGACUCUUGCUGCCAGUUGGUUUGCCGUUUGAUGCCGGAAAGAUCAUAUUACCAGCCCUGCGUUCCGUGGGGGCCAAGUCAAAAAACUGUCAUGGGAUUGGAAUGGAGCAAAAACUAUACGACGUGGGUGUCAGUUUGGCUGACAGCGCCCGGUUUCCCGGCUGGAGCAAUUCCUCCUUCGAAGUAGGCCCUCGGGAUUUAUUAAGCGCCGUUGUAGAGGCACUCACCACAGUUCGAGGGCAGCAAUCUCAUUUUCUCCCCAAGCUAUUAAAACACUCUGAAGGGCUCUUGGCAACCCCAGAUCCAUCCGCUGGUGUUGACAUGCAGUUUACGCAACCGCAAAACCAGGAAGAAAACACAGCUGCAGAGGAGGCGGUUGUGCAGGAAGACGAGCCAAUAGAUCCCUUGAGUUGGAUAUCGAGCGACGACUUUGGCCUGUUGGAUAUGAGCACACCCACGGCAACUUCGACGUGGGAAGAUCCGGCGCUGCUUGGUGAACUGUUCGACCCGAAUACUGGUUUAUCUUUUGGAUAA